AUGCCAGCCCUCACCAUGUGCCUUUUGAGCUUCCAUCUGAGCUCUGCCCAGGGCCACCACCCAGACAUGGCUGCGUGCCAGUCAGGUCCAGUCCAGUUCCAAUCAACCCAUUUUCAUCUCUGUCAUGGAGGUGUUGGUCACAAUGCCACCAUUUGCCCCCAAAAAAUACUGAAGGAAGGACCACUGCUAAAGAACUGUAACUCCUUCAAGAGAUGGAAGCUUAGAUAUUUCCUGGUUUGAGGACAAAUUCUUUGCUUUGCACAGCAUCCUGCGUUUGCACGUUUUGAAAUAAUUGAUCUCUCUCAUGUCACCUUGGCAGAAAGUAGCUGUAGGAACAUUUACCACAGUUUUUGUGCGAUCACACCACAGCGAAAAGUCACCUUUGCUGCACCCAACCGGAAAGACAUGGAAGAAUGGAUUAAUGUCAUAAAAACUGUCCAACAGGGAGAAAUUCGUAAGAUACCUGCAGCAGAAGACAACCCUUUCCUUAUUGGCAUGCACUGUUGGUACUCCAGCCACAGCAUCUGGACCCAGCACUGCAAUGUCUGUUGAGACAGCAUUCCUGCCUUAUCUAGAAAUGUUAUCAUCUGUGAAGUGUGUAAAGUAAAAUCUCACAGAGUACGUGCAUUGAGAACAAGCAAAGAUUGCAAGUGGAAUACCUUGUCAAUCACUGAUGACCUCCUCAUGCCUGCAGAUGAAGUAACCAUGCCCCAUCAAUGGAUAGAAGGAAAUGUGCCUGUCAGCUCUCAGUGUGCAGUAUGUCAUGAGAACUGUGGCAUUUACUAAAGACUUCAAGAUUUUCGAUGUCUCUGGUGCAACUAUGUUGUGCAUGAUGACUGCAGGAGACGAUUUUCCAAGGAAUGCUGCUUUGGAAGUCAGCGAACACCAGUCAUACCCCCUACUGCCCUCAACUACCCUAAAGGAGAUGGCCAAUUAGUAGUCUCUUCAGACUUUUGGAGUCUUGACUGGUCAUCAGCCUGUUCAUGUCCCAUCCUCAUCUUCAUCAAUUCAAAAAGUGGUGAUCAUCAAGGGAUUGUUUUCCUCUGAAAAUUCAAGCAAUACCUUAACCCUUCUCAAGUGUUUGAUCUGGUGAAGGGUGGACCUGAAGCAGGACUGGGUUUGUUCAAGAAUUUUGCUCGCUUUCGUAUUUUGGUUUGUGGUGGAAAUGGCAGUGUGAGCUGGGUCUUAUUUCUGGUUGAUGCCUUUGGAUUACAUGGAAAGUGUCAGCUGGCAAUAAUUCCACUUGGAACUGGCAAUGAUCUGGCCCGUGUUCUGGGCUGGGGUGCAUUCUGGAACAAAAACAAGUCACCUCUGAAUUUCCUCAACAGAGUGGAGAAAGCUAGUGUGAAGAUUCUAGACAGAUGGAGUGUGAUGAUCCGUGAGGCUCCCAGACAAGCCCUGCUGCCAAGAGGACAGGUUGAAAUGGACAUACCUCUAUUUGAGGCUGCUGCCAUCCAACACUUAGAAUUUGCAACCAUUGAGUUGAACAAAAUCCUGAAGGCCAAGUGCCCCACAGAGAUGAUCAUCACAAACAGAUUCUUGUCCUCAGCUAUAGAAGAUUUUGUGGUUGAUAUUGUAAAGGCCUGGAAUCUGAUCAAACAGAACAAUACAGCAAUAGAGUCUGUGAUUUUGAAAAGCAACUUAAUGUAUGACAAGCUCAACGUUGUGACUGAUGUCUUGGAUGAGGAGGCAGCAGCUAUGCCUGUUGAGAAAAGUGCUACAGUAUGUGCAGAUAGUGGCAAGGUAGCUGGAAAGUCCCCCAUCCCUCAGAUAAACGCUUUUUUAAUUUGUUCCCUUGACUUGGCUACAUCUUCCUCUUCUUUAAAAUCAGAUCUGAACAUGAUCCUGUUCCAGCUCCAUCAGGUUUUGGAUGGUCAAAGAAGACAGACAAUAUUGGUAAAGAACUUUACUUCAACUUUCUUCCUGGAAGAUGACUCAGAGGAUAUUAACAGGACAAGCCCAACACACUGUUCUCAUCAUGGCACUUUGUCUUCUAUAUCUUCUCUCAAAAUUGAGGACCUAGAUAACCUCAACUUGGAGCAUUUACAUUUCAUGCCUGAAACUAUAUGCUUUAAAGAAAGGUGCAUCAUGAACAACUAUUUUGGAAUUGAAUUGGAUGCCGAAAUUUCCCUGGAGUUCAACACCAGAAGAAAUGAACACCCAGGGCAAUACAACAGCCACCUUAAGAACAAGAUGUGGUAUGGACUCCUAGGAAGCAAGGAACUUUUGCAGCACUCUUAUAGGAAACUAGAAGAACGAGUGCACUUGGAAUGUGAUGGAGAAGCUAUCUCUUUACCAAACCUUCAGGGCAUUGUAAUGCUCAACAUUACUAGCUAUGCUGCAGGUAUCAACUUCUGUUUCUCCACUUUUCAUGAUCUAGAAAAGCUCUCACUGGGAGCCUUUAAAGCAUAUCUGCUUCUUAAAGCCAAGGAAUAUGAGGCUCCUGCAAUAGAUGAUGGGAAGCUGGAGGUAGUGGCAAUCUUUGGUUCCAUGCAGAUGGCAAUGUCCCAUAUCAUCAACCUGCAUCAUCAUCGCAUUGCCCAGUGUCAUGAGGUAAUGAUAACCAUUGAUGGUGAAGAAGGUAUCCCAGUGCAGGUGGAUGGGGAGGCCUGUAUUCAGAGACCAGGCCUUAUCAAGAUUAGGUGUAAGAAUGCUGCCCAGAAGGGAUUGGAUAAGAGGGACUUUGAGAGCUCCAUGAUAAUUUGGGAGCACAAACAUACUGAAAUUCAAGCUGCCCUUCAAUCCCAGCUGGAACUCAAGGAGUUUCAAGAUAGCCUCUCUGAUGAAGACUAUGCCCAGAUGCAGCACAUAGCUCAGCUUGCAGAAACCCUCAUCAGCAGACUUACUGACCUAAACAAGGUCCACCAGCAUGUGUCUGUCCUCAUGGAUUCUGCAAAUGCCAGUGCUGAAAUCCUGAAUGAUAUCUUCUAUGGCCGAGACAGUAGCAAUGAGGCAGGUGCAGCUUUCUGCACUCCCAUUAAGACUCUAAGCAGAAAUGACACAGUUGAUGUUACAUUUAGUCUUAAAGGGCUCUACAGUGACACCAGAGCUUUCCUGGAUGAAAACUUGCUGAAAAAUACUAAGGAGGAGGCCACACUGCAAAUCACCCUGGAUGCCAUGAGUAAGGAGUUUGAAAAGCUGUCAGAGAUAGAAUAGAUAAAUCCAUUCCUUGUUCCAGAGGAAAAAUCUUCAGACACUGACAGUGUACACCUCAGGUUGAAAGUUGAGCUCCCCAGAUUGAGGAAGAAGCAGCUAGAAGAGGAAGACAAGCAUAAAUCUGGCAAAGGAGUCCAGGGUUUUAUUGGCAAUUUGUGGCAUCACAGAAAUUGUGAAGAUGAAGCAAAAGAUGAUGAUCCUUCAACACCAUACAGACCUCAACUGUAG
Molecule: messenger RNA, 3384 nt
Organism: Choloepus didactylus (southern two-toed sloth)
Lineage: Eukaryota; Metazoa; Chordata; Mammalia; Pilosa; Megalonychidae
Gene: DGKK
Product: diacylglycerol kinase kappa
Exons: 33
Biological process (GO): lipid phosphorylation; diacylglycerol metabolic process; intracellular signal transduction
Molecular function (GO): ATP-dependent diacylglycerol kinase activity
Source: RefSeq, a predicted model, not a curated record